Molecule: messenger RNA, 2113 nt
Organism: Eucalyptus grandis
Lineage: Eukaryota; Viridiplantae; Streptophyta; Magnoliopsida; Myrtales; Myrtaceae
Product: geraniol 8-hydroxylase
Exons: 4
Coding region: 415-1911 (498 amino acids)
Molecular function (GO): monooxygenase activity; oxidoreductase activity, acting on paired donors, with incorporation or reduction of molecular oxygen; iron ion binding
Source: RefSeq, a predicted model, not a curated record
GAUAAGAAAAGAGAAAACCGAAGAGGGGAGAAAAGGAGUUCGCGGAGAGAGAGAGAGUCCGAGCGAGGGAGCGACUAAGAGAGAGCGAGGGAGCUUCAGCCGUCGCCUCAGCUGCGCGCGGGCCCCGCCCGACGUCCUCAAAUUGAAUCCGGUGGGAAGCGAUACAUUGCGUCGUGCCCUCUUUGAUCCUGAAGAAAACGGAGAAAGAAGCAAAUCCUAUCAAUCGCCAAGACUACUAGCAUCAGAUCUACUAUCCACCCUUUUCAGAUCACGAUGGCGACGAAAGGACAAAGAGUGAGGGACCCGAGGGAAAGAGAAGAUAUUAUUCAGGAGGACCACCUCAAUGGCGCUUCCGUAUAAUAAAACAAACAGAAGAACAAAGAGGCAAACCUCGUUAGUCAUAAGCACGGAGAUAUGGAUUUCUUGGUCUGGAUUUUUUGCCUUUGCCUUCUCUGGGGCUUGUCUCAAGCUCUCUCCUUAAUUGUAAAGGGAAGCAGAAGGUCUCCCUCCAACCUCCCACCUGGGCCACCGCCUCUUCCGGUCAUUGGCAACCUUCUCGAACUUGGAAACCUUCCCCACAAGUCUCUUGCCAAGCUAGCUCGCACUUAUGGCCCCAUAAUCAAACUUCAGCUCGGCUUCGUAACCACGGUCGUGAUCUCUUCCCCGACGCUCGCCAAAGAAAUCCUCCAAAGUCAUGAUGCUAUCUUUGCAAAUCGCACGACUCCCGAUGCCAUCACGGCCCAUGACCACCACCAACUCGGCUUGCCUUGGAUACCCGUUUCGCCUCUCUUCCGAAACCUCAGGAAAAUAUACAACUCACACCUUUUAUCCAGUAAGAAACUUGAUUCCAACCAGCAUCUUCGCAGCAAGAAAGUGCAAGAGCUCGUCGCUUAUGUUGGAAAAUGUGCACACAAUGGUGACGUCGUUAAUAUUGGUGAGGCAGCUUUUAGGACUACUCUUAACUCUCUGUCUAACACAGUUUUCUCUUUGGACAUGACGGACCCUUCAACUUCUGCCAGCGAGUUGAAGGAGGUCAUGUGGCAAAUCAUGGCCGAGGUUGGAAAGCCUAACAUUGCAGAUUACUUUCCUGUGCUCAAGAAGAUUGACCCACAGGGUUCGAAGCGGCGCACUGAGUUGUAUUUCAGUAAGAUGUUUGAUAUCUUCGAUGGGCUUAUCAAGCAAAGGUUGCAGCUGAGAACGCAGCCUGGUGCCACCACAUGCAACGAUGUUUUGGAUGCUAUUCUUGAUGUCGUGGAAGAUAAGAGCGAGGACCUGGACAUCUCUCUAGUCAAGCAUCUGUUUCUGGACUUUUUUGUUGCCGGAAGCGAAACCACUUCGAGUACUCUAGAGUGGGCAAUGGGAGAACUACUGCGGAACCCGGAGAAGCUAUUAAAAGCACAAACCGAGCUCCAUCUCGUCAUUGGAAAAGGCAAGAAGAUCGAAGAAGUCGAUAUAUCUCGCUUACCCUAUUUGCAAGCCACCAUAAAGGAAACUUUCCGAAUGCACCCGCCAAUUCCACUUCUUCUCCCUCGCAAAGCCGAAGCCGAUACACAAGUAGGUGGUUUCACUAUUCCAAAGGGUGCACAAGUGCUUAUUAAUGUAUGGGCUAUAGGAAGAGAUCCUGCCUUUUGGGCCAGUCCCAAUGACUUCAUGCCGGAGAGAUUUCUAGGAUCCGACGUAGAUGUCCGGGGACAGGACUUCGAGAUCAUACCGUUUGGCGGCGGUAGACGGAUUUGUCCGGGAUUGCCACUGGCCACGAGAAUGUUACAUCUAAUGCUGGGUUCGCUCCUUAACGCAUUCAAUUGGAGGCUCGAAGAUGGUGUCACGGUUGAGAACAUGAACAUGGAAGACAAGUUCGGGAUAACCGUACAACGGGCUCAACCUGUAAAAGCAGUGGCGGUACCGGCAUAACUCAAGCAAAAGUUUUAUGUCAUAAUACGUGCUAUGUGACGGUUACAUAGAAAAAUUAUGAGACCAUUCGUGUCGACACAUUUCCUUUAUGUGAUUGUUUCUUUGCAUGAAAUCGUUGAUCAUUUAUUGAAAUGAAUCUAUAUUGUAUUCCUAGUUUUAUUGCCUAAAUUCAGGGUUGAUGUUACAAUCCAUCGUUCAGUAA